This is a messenger RNA of Anopheles bellator, 1958 nucleotides long. RefSeq names its product zinc finger protein 271-like. NCBI's taxonomy places the organism in Eukaryota, Metazoa, Arthropoda, Insecta, Diptera, Culicidae. The record is from RefSeq and is a predicted model, not a curated record. Gene Ontology annotation, molecular function: zinc ion binding. The transcript is spliced from 3 exons. The coding region runs from base 57 to 1607 and encodes 516 amino acids. Gene Ontology annotation, cellular component: nucleus.
GUAAACAAACCAAAAGCGGACGAAUUCACAAAAUCUCUGCACAGAAAUAGCUUGAAAUGAAAGCUUCAGCAUUUUCCAAGAAGAAGAAUGGCGUUGAAACUGCCAAAAUAUGCCUUUGGUGCCUGUCCACGUGUGAUGCUUUGGAGCCCCUAGCGAACGACGAAUCCGGAAAAUAUAAGCUUCAAAAACUCUUCGAUUGUACCGGUUUUCAGGCUGAUUUAUUACCUGUAAGUCCGUCGUUUUUGUGCUCGGGGUGCGAAUCGCGCUUGGAUAAGAUGUAUACGUUUCGCUGGCGAUGUAACAAAAACAUUGCAUUGGCCAAUGGUUUUAUCGCAGAGCAAAACACAGUGAAGAACGAACCAAAAAUCGCUAAAGACGUGUUUACCGCACCGGAUGCAGCGAACGAUAUGUGUUUGAUUCAGAAGAGUUGUGGUGCUGAUGGGACACAUGAAUACUGUGGCUACCAACCUGAUGAUUUAUUCGAGGCAGAGGAAAAUCCAAUUGCAAUCAAAACGGAGAUUGAAAAUGUUGAUGAAAAGGAUAACAGCCAAACGAAUGCUGUAGAAUUGAUUAGCCAGGAUCGAGGAGAUCCACCGGUGACAACCAACAUGUGUGUUGAUGAAGCAGCAUCAGACUCGAUGCAAAACGGAAUUUCUGCCAUCGGAAAAAAACACAAAGCAGGCCGGAAACGUAAAAACGAUCAAGAGAAAACACUACCUCGGUUGCGCUCGUAUAAACACCGCAGUCAUGAACAAGGCAAUCGCAGUCAACAAAAGCACCAUUGCCCUCAUUGUUCGGCAUCUUAUGUUCAUUCAAGCAAGCUGAAGAUUCACAUCCGGACACACACGGACGAAAUGCCUUAUGCGUGUAAAAUCUGUGAUAAAGCGUUCAGAUCAUCCAAACUUCUGCGGAGGCAUUGCGUGCGUCACUGCAAGGAUCAUAAGUGCCCGCAUUGUCCUUCCAAAUUUGCUCUUUCUUCAGAGUUAAAGGUUCACAUACGCACUCAUACUCAUGGUAAUCCUUUUGUGUGUAAAAUAUGUGACAAACGGUUCAGUUUUGUAAACAAUCUGUUACGCCAUGAGAAAAUCCACAACAAGGACGAACACCAUCAGUGCCCGCAUUGUUCGUCCAAGUUUCCUCGGUUAUCCCACUUAAACGAUCACAUUCGCAUUCAUACCGGUGAAAAGCCGUUUCUGUGUGAAAUCUGUGAUAAAGCGUUCUAUUCAUCGGCCAAAUUGGCGCAACAUUUGAAAAGUCACAACAAGGGCCAACAUCAUCGGUGUCCGCACUGCUCUUCAACGUUUGCUCUUUUGUCAGCGUUAACGGAUCACAUCCGCAUUCAUACCGGUGAAAAGCCUUAUGUGUGCAAAGUAUGUGACGAAACGUUCAGUUUAUCAAGCAAUCUGGCUCGACAUAAGAGAAUCCACAACAACGGCAAGUACCACAAGUGUCCGCAUUGUUCUGCCAAGUUUACACUGUUACCCACUUUCAAAAAUCAUCUUCGCCUUCAUACCGGUGAAAAGCCGUUUGUGUGCAAAAUCUGUAAGCAAGGGUUCCAUUCAUCGUCCUCACUAUCAUCUCAUACGAAAACUCACGACAAGGACUAACGUCAUCAGUCCGCCCGCAUGGUCCCUUCAAGUUUCCACGGUUAUCCCACCUAAAAGAAUACAUUCGCAUUCAUACCGGUGAAGAGCCGUUUAUGUGUAAAAUCUGUAAGAAAGUGUUCCAUAAAUCGUCCGCAAUAUCCUUCCCUUCGAAAACUCACAAAAAGAAUCAAUAGCAUAUGUUUGAAUAAGUACAAUAGAAGAUAAUUGUUGCUCACUAAACAUUGUCUUUGAUGGAACAUAGAAAACGGGAGAUAACGAAUACAUCGUUGGGACAAGAGAAACCCGAAUUUUGCCGCAAAGUUUAAUGUUGUACGUUUACGUUUACGUUUUACCUCAUAUUUACGUGCAAAU